AUGGGUGUUCCAGCACUUUUCCGUUGGUUAUCUAAAAAGUACCCAAAAAUUAUUUCUUCCGUGAUUGAUGAGGAAGAGAAUCCCGUUGAUGACAUUCCAAAACUAGUUCAGUAUUCAGAUCCAAAUCCAAAUGGGGAAUUGGAUAACUUAUACUUAGAUAUGAAUGCAAUUGUUCAUCCGUGUUCACAUCCUGAAAACAGGCCAGCACCAGAAACAGAAGAGGAGAUGAUGAUUGAAAUAUUCAAGUACACAAACCAUGUUUUAAAUUUGGCCAGACCGCGUAAGUUACUUAUGAUUGCAGUCGACGGUGUUGCCCCAAGAGCUAAAAUGAAUCAACAAAGAUCAAGACGUUUUAGAUCAGCAAAGGAUGCACAAAUUGCAUAUGAAGAAAAACAAAGAGAAUUAGCUGAAAUGGAAGCAAGAGGUGAAACUAUUGAUGAUGCAAUUAAAGGUAAAAAGUCUUGGGAUUCGAAUUCUAUUACUCCGGGAACCCCAUUUAUGGAUAUUCUUGCAGCAAGUUUGAAAUAUUGGGUUGCGUAUAAACUAUCGACCGAUCCAGGAUGGGCUCAGCUGCAGGUUAUCAUAAGUGAUGCAUCUGUUCCUGGUGAAGGUGAACAUAAAAUCAUGAACUUUAUCAGAUCCCAAAGAUCUAGGCCUGACUAUGAUCCGAACGUGAGUCACUGUAUUCAUGGUCUAGACGCAGAUUUGAUUUUCUUAUCCCUAGCCACACACGAGCCUCAUUUCAGAGUUUUAAGGGAAGAUGUUUUUGCCAAGGAUAACAAUAAUAAACACUUAACUACAAAAGAUAGGAUGAUGAUGGAUGAAGAAACUAAGGAAAAGCUGAAAAAUCAAAGCCAACCGUUUAUCUGGUUGCAUAUUAACGUCUUAAGAGAAUAUUUGCAAGUUGAAUUACAAAUUCCAAGGCUACCAUUCAAGUAUGACUUUGAGAGAGCCAUUGAUGAUUGGGUUUUUAUGUGCUUUUUUGUUGGUAAUGAUUUUUUGCCUCACUUGCCUUCUUUGGAUGUCAGAGACUCUUCUAUUGAUAUUUUGAUUGGAAUCUGGAAAAACCUGUUACCAAAGAUGAAAACUUAUAUCACCUGUGAUGGUAAAUUAAACCUUGAGAGAGUUGAAAAAUUACUAUCUGAAUUGGCAACAAAGGAAGAUGAAAUUUUCAGGAAGAGACAUGAAGAUGAUGAACGUAGAGAAGCCCGUUUUAGACGUAUAGAUCAAGAUAGAGAACAAAGAAGAAUUGUUCAGCAACAGUUACUAGGCGUUGUAAGUAAGGGAAAGGAUAAUGCACCAAUCAAUCCAUCCCAGAACAUGACUUUAACGAGUUUAAGUACAGGAAAACUUGCUGGAGGCUUGCAGAUGACAAACAAUGAUAUUGUUCAAAACAUAGAGUCUAUUUCAAAGGCUAAUACGACCAAUCAGAGUGUCGCAGCUGUUUUGAGGCAAAACUUGAUGAAAGAAGAUAAAGAAGCAUCUGAAAAUAAGGAUUCGGGAAGUCAAGAAGGAGAUGACGCGCCGAUUGAUGUGUCUGAGGAACCCGCUUCGAAGAAAAGAAAGCUUAACGACCAAGAUCAAGGAGCUGAUGAGAAGGGGGAAGCCGAUGGCGAUGGUGAAGAAGAAGGUGAGGAAGAAGAAGAAGAUGAUGAUGAUGAUGAUGAUGAUGAAAAUCCAGAUCUUGCAGAUACUGAUAUCAAGCUUUGGGAACCUGGCUAUAAAACAAGAUACUAUCAACAUAAAUUCAAAACAACAAACGAAAAGAAAAUCACUGAGAUAAGAAGAGACAUGGCUAAAUGCUAUGUUGAAGGUAUUUCGUGGGUGUUACUCUAUUACUAUCAAGGAUGUCCAUCAUGGAACUGGUAUUAUCCGUAUCAUUAUGCACCAUUUGCGGCGGAUUUUGUUGGCCUAAACGAAUUCAAAAUUGAAUUCGAGCAAGGCACACCAUUCCAGCCAUUUGAACAAUUGAUGUCUGUUUUACCAGCUGCAUCCAAUCAUAAUCUACCUGAAGUAUUUAGAUCUCUGAUGUCAGAACCAGAUUCAGAAAUUAUUGAUUUUUAUCCUGAAGAUUUUGAAAUCGAUAUGAACGGUGAAAAACAAUCAUGGAGAGGUAUUGCUUUACUACCAUUUAUUGAUGAAAACAGAUUACUGAGUGUUGUCCGUAGUAAGUAUCACGAACUAACUGAAGAUGAGAAAAGAAGAAAUUCGCAUAAACAAGAAGUUAUGUUCGUUGGUAAACAAAAUCCGUAUUUCAAGAAAUUUGCUAAGCUCUACAAUCAAGAAAAAAAGAAGGAAAAGGUUGAGUUUUCAUUUAGCAAAACACACCUGGCCGGCACUGCAACAUCAAAUGAAAUCUACGUUCCUAAUUCCAUUUUCAAGUUUCCAUUUGAAACUAAGAAUGACGAAUACCCUAAUUUAAAUACUUCUGACUUUAUGCUUGUUAACUAUACCAUGCCACCAAAAGUCCAUGGUAAGUCAAUGAUUUUAACAGGUUAUCGACCACAUAAGCCUGUUUUACUUCCAGAAGAUCGUGAAAAAAUCAUGUAUUACAAGAAUUACCAUAAUAACCGUUAUCAACGCAACAACGGACCAAUAAAUCAGUUUAUAAAUUACAAAGAGCAUACAGGACCAGGCCAAGAGAGUAUGUACAACUCAAGACCUGGUGGGUAUAAGUUUUUCACAGACAUGUACGAAAGAGAGAUCAACCAUCAAGCAACAACGGCGGCAUUCAACCAGGGAAGACAAAAUUUCCAAAACAUGUAUCAGAACAAUUAUGACACUUACGUAGAUCCGAACCAAGGAUAUAAUACGUACGGUGGUGGAAGAGGUGGUUACGGUGGUGGAAGAGGAAGAGGUGGAUUCAACAAUAGAGUUGGAUAUGGUGGAAGAGGUAGAGGGGGGUACAACGGCGGCUACAAUGGCGGCUACAAUGGCGGCUACAAUGGUGGUUACAAUGGUGGUUACCGUCGCUGA
Messenger RNA from Pichia kudriavzevii, 2976 nucleotides. RefSeq lists its product as uncharacterized. Gene Ontology annotation, cellular component: nucleus. The transcript has a single exon. Gene Ontology annotation, molecular function: RNA binding; 5'-3' RNA exonuclease activity. Lineage: Eukaryota; Fungi; Ascomycota; Pichiomycetes; Pichiales; Pichiaceae. Bases 1 to 2976 code for a protein of 991 amino acids. Gene Ontology annotation, biological process: nuclear-transcribed mRNA catabolic process. The record is from RefSeq and is a predicted model, not a curated record.